AUGUCUCGCAUCUUCCGCUCCAAAACUCGUGUACGAAUCCCAACUCACCUCAGUAUAACGGAAGCGACGCUGCUGGACAACUCAACCGCCAUAUCUCCGAGCAAAAUCAUAUUCGAGGAAGCACUCAGCGGUAGAACGAUUUCAUACGGUGAAUUCAAUACUCUGGUCAAGCGUGGGGCCGCAUGGCUGCGGAAAGAACUCGCACUGAAGCCUGGGCAAAUUGUAAGCGUGAUAUCGUCCAGCUGCAUCGAUUAUAUCAUCGCCGUACACUCUGUGUGGUGGGCUGGCGGUGUCGUAUCUUUGAUAAACGAUUCUCUGUCCCCAACUGAGAUCGCGUACGGUAUCCAGCUUGUCAAACCAGACUAUGUUGUUGUCGGCAGCACCGCUGCUGUCAAGCUUGCUAAGAGCCUCAGUCUGAGCGGUCCAGUGAGCUCAGCGAUUAAGGUUAUUGCACUCGGAGAAUCUCAUUCACAGUGGUCUAGUUGGCCAAAACCGGACGUGGGCGGGAACUUGCAGGAGAUUGCGGCUCACUCGUUUGCAAAUGGCGACAACCGACAGGUACCUGCGGCAAUCAUUCUGUCCAGCGGAACCACUGGUCAUCCCAAGGCUGUUGUUCUCUCCCACUACAACCUCAUUGCCGUGAACUACCAGCUGCGCGCCGAUAAUCCUGACAACUGGAGGAGUGACAUGCGCGAGGUUUUCUUCCCGCCCUUAUCCCACGUCUAUGCACUAUAUGUGGCCAUUACGGGGGCUCCUUGGCUAGGCUACUAUGUCUGCCUAAUGCCCCGGUUCGAAUUGGAAACAUAUUGUCGCCUUCUAUCCGAGCGAAAAGCAACACUGGCUAGAUUGGUUCCUCCUGUUGCGAAGAUGCUUGCCGAGAGCCCGGUAACUCGACGAUACACAUAUCCGGCUUUGGAGUAUUUUACGUGCUCAGCCGCUCCUUUGAGUGAGAAAACUGCUGCCGACUUGAGAACAGUAUUCCCCAGAGUGAAGCUAUGUCAGACAUACGGGUGUACUGAAGCCUCCGGUGCAUGCGUUCAAUCGGGUACUCGCGACAAAGAGAUGCCGUUGAAUGCGACGGGGAAGCUCAUUGCUAACGCCGAGAUGAGGUUUAUCGAUUCCACCGGCGAUGAUGUGGGUGAUGGUGCACCGGGCGAGAUCACCUUGCGUGGCCCGCAUAUCAUGAUGGGUUAUUUGGGAGACCCCAAAGCCACAAGAGAGCAUAUGCUUGAUGGUGGCUGGUACAAGACAGGUGACAUAGGAUACUUAGAUGCGCAAGGCUUUCUCUUUGUCAGUGGCCGUAUAAAAGACAUUAUUAAGUCGAAUGGAUUCCAAGUAUCACCCCUGGAGCUCGAGGAGAUACUCGUCCGCCAUCCACGUGUCAAGGAGGCGGCCGUACACGGUGUGUGGAGUGAGCGCAACGCAACCGAUCUCCUACGCGCGUAUAUUGUAUCCGAAACGCCGCUGGGAAAGUCUGGGCGAGAUGCGGAAGAGGCCGCGCGAUCGAUAGCCGAGUUUGUGGCGAGCCAGGUGGCUGGUUAUAAGCAGUUGAAGGGAGGUGUGGUUUUUGUCGAUUCGUUGCCCAAGAGCCCGACUGGGAAGCUGCUGAGAAGGCUUCUCAAAGACAUGGAUGAUACCGAGUCUACUCCUCCGCAGGCAAAACUAUAG
Penicillium concentricum is the source of this 1668-nucleotide messenger RNA. RefSeq lists its product as uncharacterized. The transcript has 5 exons. The record is from RefSeq and is a predicted model, not a curated record. Gene Ontology annotation, biological process: secondary metabolic process. Gene Ontology annotation, molecular function: CoA-ligase activity. Bases 1 to 1668 code for a protein of 555 amino acids. NCBI's taxonomy places the organism in Eukaryota, Fungi, Ascomycota, Eurotiomycetes, Eurotiales, Aspergillaceae.